Messenger RNA from Colletotrichum paranaense, 1260 nucleotides. RefSeq lists its product as uncharacterized. Gene Ontology annotation, biological process: secondary metabolite biosynthetic process. Gene Ontology annotation, molecular function: FAD binding. The transcript has 3 exons. Bases 1 to 1260 code for a protein of 419 amino acids. NCBI's taxonomy places the organism in Eukaryota, Fungi, Ascomycota, Sordariomycetes, Glomerellales, Glomerellaceae. The record is from RefSeq and is a predicted model, not a curated record.
AUGGCUGUCAAGAAUCAUAGCGGGCCAAGUCUUCUGAAAGUUGCCAUCAUUGGUGGCGGGCCCGGAGGGUUGGGUGCCGCGAUUGAGUUCGGAAAGUUGAACUAUGUUGACUGGUCUCUUUACGAAAAGAAGUCGCAAAUCAGUGAAACUGGCGGCGGUAUCAGCCUACAAAGACAUACCUGGAGGCUCUUGGAGUUGAACGGGGCAGCCAGAAACAUUGAUCCUUUGGAUUUCUUCAGAUCUCCUGAUGGAACCAGCGGACAGUCAAGGAACGGAAGAACCGGAAAGCUUCUGGAACAACACCAUCAUCCCAAAGAUACUCCGCCGCAGCAAGUAAGCUGCCGCAUGGUUCGAGCUAAAUUGCAGGCUGCUUUGCUCAAAGAAGUUGACCAAAGUCGUAUCAAAACUUCUAAAAAGCUCGUUGAUAUCACGAAGUUGUCGACUGGUAGAAUUGCAAUCCGUUUUGAAGAUGGCUUCAGCGAUGAAGUUGACCUACUAGUUGGAGCAGAUGGCAUUCGUUCGAUUAAGUACAAUGGCCAAUCUGCCUAUCGGACCAUCAUUCACAAGCCUACAGCCGAGAAGAUCGAGGGUAUCCCAAAGUCUCCCGUAUUCUGGCAGAACACUGGUGGAAAGUACGUGUUUACGUGUCCUCUUGGCGGAGAUGACUUCGAGGUCACUGCACGCAUCCGCCGGCAGAUCGAAGGUCAAGAACACGUGAGCUGGGGUCGGCCUUUUGACUUUUCCACCAUCGCCUCAGAGUACGACGAAUUUUGCGAGCCUGUCCGCAAAGUCAUCCAACUUGCUGCUCAGGGCGAGACACAGGAAUUUGCACUUUUCUCGGGGCCGCGACUGGAAAGCGUCGUCCACGAGGAGGCUAUUGCCUUGAUUGGAGACGCAUCUCACCCUCUAUCGGGUGCCUUUGGCGCUGGAGCCGGAUUUGCUUUGGAGGAUGUCUAUGCCUUGACGCAAAGCGUUGACUGGCACUGGAACAACGGUGGGGAUUUGUCUGCAGCUCUAGAGUUGUAUGAUCAGAUCAGGUCACCCCAUUAUCGCGACUUGUACAAGGUGCUUGAUGAUUUUGGUGCGAUGAAUACUACACUGCUUUCGGAGAAUCUUCCUGUCAAUGAGGAGAUUGAAGAGCGAGUGCGAAGGGCAGCUGAGAGUAAGAGUACUUGGAUGUACCAUUACGAGAUAGAUAAAGCUGUCGAAAAGUUGCUUGGGGCUGCCAAUCAGCACGGACAAGUCGCAACUGUGCUAUGA